Enterobius vermicularis (human pinworm) is the source of this 723-nucleotide messenger RNA. The record is from the annotation of a GenBank genome assembly. NCBI's taxonomy places the organism in Eukaryota, Metazoa, Nematoda, Chromadorea, Rhabditida, Oxyuridae.
AUGGCUCAAGUUUAUGACCAACAAACGAAGUUGGCUGGUGCCUCUCCGGAUGGAGAACAAAGUGGUGAAACUGAAGCAAAUAAAGACAAGUCAAAAGCUGACGAUCGGACUGCAGCCGCAGCGGCGGCUGAACAGGAAGGAGGUAAUGAAUCAGAUGUUUCUGAAGACGAUGGAGGAGACGAGCUUCCAUCGAAUCCAGCUAUAGCGCCGGCUUCUAUGUGGAAUCGACAGGAUAUUGUUGAAUUCAAAAACACUAUUCGUAAAGAAGGGGCUGAGGGGAUCAUAAAAGUUGGGCAUGGAGAGACCGUUACGGUUAGAGUGCCGACACAUGAGGAAGGCACGUGUCUGUUCUGGGAGUUUGCAACUGAUAAUUAUGAUAUAGGGUUUGGUGUAUUUUUUGAAUGGACGAUUGCUGAUUCUAAUCAGGUGUCUGUACAUAUAUCGGAGUCGUCAGAUGAAGAAGCUGAAGAAGAGCUUGUGCAAGGUGGUGUAAGUGGUGAAGGCGAUAUUGAAAGCGGAAAUCGAACGAGAGAGAAGUCAAAAGACUUAAAUAAGCCUCACGUUGACGAAAUUGUACCGGUUUACAGGAGGGAUUGCCACGAAGAGGUCUACGCAGGAAGUCAUCUGUAUCCCGGUCGAGGAGUUUAUCUGCUCAAAUUUGACAAUUCAUAUUCUCUUUGGCGUUCAAAAACACUUUAUUAUAGAGUUUAUUACAGCAAAUGA